ACUUUAUGCCGAACGGAAAGGCUCGUGCGUUACACUGAAUCUGUGCAACUCUGAUUGCAUGCAUGCAAGAAGGAGGGCGCUCGCGACGAAGAAUGCAAAUCCCGAAUGGUUCAUGAAUGACAACAAGUGGUUCGGAAGUUUAUUAAGCCUAUACAUACAGCUGGAUAUACAUACAGACAGGAUUUAUUAAGGAAUAAUAAACUCUUUAAGAGCAACUUGCCUAGAAAAGCCUUCCUUCAAAUAUUGUGAUGCUUUGGAGAUGAUUGACUUGGACUUUGCCCUCCGAUUGUUGGGCCAAUCGAAGAAAACCUGGAACAGAUUCUAUGUCGUUCCAACAGUGUUUCUUGCCUCCAACAACCUGGACGCCCUGUUUGAGUCGGGUUGAACAGCCCUCAACUUCCGUUCCAUCUCUUCGCUAGCGGGAGGGGUGGGGGACUGCUGUGCUUCCCCCUGCCCCUCCUUGUAGAGCGAGCCAGAGUACCAAACUCUUUACACCCGGUUGCUCCCACCUACUCUGCCCUCUCUCUCUCUCUCUCUCUCUCUCUCUCUCUCUCUCUCUCUCUCUCUCUCUCUCUCUCUCUGUAUGACCUCCUGCCAGAGUCUCAAGGAAGAGUUGUCUGUCCCCACCCUCGGAGGCAUGUCCCAGGAGGAGGGGCGCAGGGCUCAGGUGUCCCAGUCCUACUUCCACUCCCCCGCCUCAGAUCUGGACCUGACUAGCAAGCUGUACAAACGCGAGGCAGGCGGCAAGCCGUACUCCGUCCUCGUAGACAACAAGAUGGCACCGGUGAAGACGAGCACCGGGGAACAAGCCCUCGGACAGCUGCCCGUCCACCACAUCGCGUCCCCCCUGCACCACCACCUGCAACAGCAGCAGCUUUAUAGAGAGGGAGGUGAGCAGCAGGGGGCAGCCGGCCACAGCCCUGAGGCUGGAGGUGGGGGCACGCCAGAGGACUCGGAGGAGGGGGAGGAGGGCGAGGAGGAGAACGGCGAGGCGGGGAGCUUCAAGCGUGAGCAGAUCAUCGUGGAGGUCAACCUGAACAAUCAGACGCUGCACGUCUCCAAGAAGGACGGUUCGGAGAGAGGAGGGAGUGAUGAAGAUGAGGAGGAAGAGGAGGAGGAAGAAGAAGAGGAGGAGGAGGAGGAGGAGGAGGAAGAAGAAGAGGAGGAGGAGGAGGUAGAAGAAGAACAGAGUCCAAGUGAAGAGGAUUAUGAUGAUGAUAAUGAUGGCGUAGAAGAAGAGCUGGAGAUCCCAACGAGAGGGAAGAGGGUCCGAUUAGGGGCCGGGGGCCUCGACGCCUCCAGCCAGCCCCGGAGGAAGAGCCUCCGCACUGCCUUGACAGCCACCGGCAUGACGACCAGGGGGAGGCAGAAGCUGUUGGACUCCCCGAAGAAGAAGAAGAAGCACAGGCCGGGCCGCUCUGCCCACGCGGGCGCCGACUCGACCUCGGCUGUGAUGGUGAAGGGGGACGGCGAGGAGAAAGAGAUGCUGGCGUGCGAGAAGUGCCCCCGCGUGUUCAAUACCCGCUGGUACCUGGAGAAGCAUAUGAACGUCACUCAUAGGCGCAUGCAGAUCUGCGACAAGUGUGGCAAGAAGUUCAUCCUGGAGAGUGAGCUGGCCUUGCACCAGCAGACGGACUGUGAGAAGAACAUCCAGUGUGUAUCCUGCAAUAAGUCAUUCAAGAAGCUGUGGUCUCUGCAUGAGCACAUCAAAAUCGUGCACGGCUACGCAGAGAAAAAGUUCUCCUGUGAGAUCUGCGAGAAGAAGUUCUACACCAUGGCACAUGUACGAAAGCACAUGGUUGCACAUACUAAGGACAUGCCUUUCACAUGUGAAACAUGUGGGAAGUCGUUCAAGCGUAGCAUGUCAUUAAAGGUCCACUCCCUCCAGCACUCCGGAGAAAAGCCGUUUCGUUGUGAGAACUGUGACGAGCGGUUCCAGUACAAGUACCAGCUGCGGUCCCACAUGAGCAUCCACAUCGGACACAAGCAGUUCAUGUGCCAGUGGUGCGGCAAGGACUUCAACAUGAAGCAGUACUUUGAUGAGCACAUGAAGACUCACACAGGAGAGAAGCCUUUCAUCUGCGAGAUCUGCGGCAAGAGCUUCACCAGCCGGCCCAACAUGAAGCGCCACCGCCGCACCCACACGGGCGAGAAGCCCUACCCCUGCGACGUGUGCGGCCAGCGCUUCCGCUUCUCCAACAUGCUCAAGGCCCACAAGGAGAAGUGUUUCCGGGUCACCAGCCCCGUGGUCCUGCAGAGCGGCAGCCAGUCCCUUCCUCUCCGGAUCUUCUCCAACCCCCACCCCGCCUCCGGCCCUAACCCGGGUCCCCUGGGGCCCCAGCCCUCGACCCCCGCCGCCGCCAACCCCUCCCCCUCGGCCUCCAUGGUCUCCCUGAGCCCCUCGGAUGGAGCUCUGGCCCCCCGGGCCCCCGGGAGUCACACCUUUUCCCACCUGCAGCUCCACGUCACGCCCGCCAACCAUCAUCCGCACCAAGUCGCCGGCCAUCAGCAGCACCCAGGCACGCCUCAGCACACACUGCCACCGCCCCCGCCUGCCUCUGUACAGCAGCAGCACCACCAGCACCACCACCAUGUGGCGGUGCCCCCCGCCUCCCACCUCCCGCCUCCCCCAGCACUCUUUAAGAGUGAGCCCCUCAACCACUGUGGCCUGGAGGACAGCGGGUACCUACACCACAUGCCCCCCCCAGACAAAGGCCCGGGUGCGCCCCACCACUGAGGCACCCAGACCUCCCAGCUGUUGUACUGGGCAAGGGGUCAAAACUGAUAAGGACAGGACGUGUGUGUGUGUGUGUGUGUGUGUGUGUGUGUGUGUGUGUGUGUGUGUGUGUGUGUGUGUGUGUGUGUGUGUGUGUGUGUGUGUGUGUGUGUGUGUGUGUGUGUGUGUGUGUGUGUGUGUGUGAGCCUUGGACUGAUUAACUCUCAGUACACACGUUAGACAAGCGGUGUUGUUUACUGAGAAACUAGGAUCCACUGACUGAUUUACAAUCUUGUUGUGUUUUCCUUCUACCCCUUCAGAUCAUAUUGGCGGUGCGCAGUAGUUCAUGUUGGUGAAGAAUCUUUUCUAUGUCUGUCGCUCUUUCAUCAUGUUUAACAUGUGUUUCUGUGAAAUUUCAGAAAAAGUAUUAACCUGGUUUAGUGGACCCACCUCUGAUCCACACAAACAACCAUACAUCUCUAGAUGUCAAUUUGGUUGAUGAUUGCACACUGGCCUGGGCUUUUCUAUUUUUUUUUUUUUUUUUUUGAUUUUCUUUUAAGUGCAAGCUAGCGCCCUUGGGCCGGGUUAUGUAUGAUGAAUGUUUGACUUACUUCAGCCCUCUCUGGUGCUUCAUAAAGUCAACCGCAGUUGACCUUGUAGGUCACAGUGGGAUGUUUGGAGAGGUUUUCUAAGAAGCUUGGAUGUAUACAAGAUCUGAUAAUGGCUGAUUGGUUUAUGAUGGUAAAAUGGUGCUUUCCAUUCCAGUGCUACAUGUUGUGGUUAGGUUUCCAUUCGGACUGGCGGUUUAGUACGUGAUUGUGAUUGGACACUCGAGUCUGACGUAGUGAAACGAACAAAGGUUGGGCUUCGCUUUAACAACUUCACACAUAAUCACGUUUAGAAUCAUAGCAAGUAACACUAUGUAUGGCCGGUGAUCUUUUUUUGUAAUUAGUUUGAUCCAUUUAACCUCUGAUUUUUAGUACUGUUGAUCAACUAAUAAUUUUGGAAAACAGUUGCCUAUCAACAUACUACCACUGUGAAGGGCCUGGCAUUUGACCCCACCAUGAUUUCUCUGUGCUCUCCCUCUUUUUCUCUCCUCCUUUCUUUAUUUUUCCCUUCUCUUCCCCUUUCCUUCCUAGCCUCUGUCCGAAUAAUACGGGUCCGUUUCAUACAAUUCACGACACAUGGACUUUGCAUCUCUUAAUUGACCGUGCUUGAAAGUCACGGAUACAUUUUUCCCAUUUGGAGUUUUCGGAUCAUCUGAAUUUCUUUUCUGGUGGAUUUCUUUUCUUUCCGUUUUUCCCCGAUCAUUCUUCUCUUGAAAAAAACAGACAUACUUUGACGCACAUAGACAAAGCGGCAGGUCUUACCACAGUGAAUGUUUUCUACUUGGAGUAAUAGCAGUUUUAAAUAGAACGUUUCUGUGUUUAGUUUGAAAGGAUGUUCCUUUGGAAAACCUUGGAGGGUAGUGGUAGCCUUUCUGUAUUCUCAAAAUUCACCUCCAUGUAUAGACAAGCACUGUUGCAUCAAACGAGAAAUGGUGUUUUAAAUCCUCAUGUUUUCUUUGACUGUGUGAAUGUUCUAAGGGGAGGGGAAGGGCAGAGUAUAUGGACAGAGUAGUUGUGUUGCUUUAUUGAUGAAACUUUUCAACCUCUCGCCCCAUGCCGCACUGUUAUUUGAUAAGUACUUAAAAAAAGGCUGUUGAGCCUUGGCCCUCUUGUUUGUCCGGUCUGUCUGUGUGCAUGUGUCGUGCUAUUGGUUGUGUCUGGACAUAAUCUGUGGCUCCCAUACCAAAAGCUGCUUUUCCAGUACUUUUAUAUUCACCAUGGCCGGCGAUGUAGAGCAGUACAUUUAGGUCUAGCACAGUGAUUCUGUUUCGUCUUAUUUAGAGAUUAAACUGAACCACGGUAGUCUGCAUUACCUUUCAAGAGACCCACAACUAUCCCGCCACAUCUAGGGGGUCAUCCUCCUCCCCCAAGUUGUACUGUUUUUGCUUUAUUGUUCAGUAUGGAUAUUUUUUUAUUUUAAUGCUUUAUUUUAGUGUUUUCUCUGCACUUUACUUAUGUGUGGGCUAUAGGCACUGGGGAAGGAGAGGGCGAGGGAGACCAUGCAUUGCGGAUACGAGAAAGAUUGUGUCUGUAUGGGAGCGGUUGAAUGAGUGUAAGAUUGUGUAUAGGAGUGGUUGGAUGAGAGUAACAUUGUGUCCGUAUAGAGGCGGGUUGAUGAGAUUAGACUGUCUAUAGGAGCGGCUGGUUGAGAGUGAGAUUGUGUCUGUAUAGGAGCAGGUUAUUCGGUGGCUGGAUGAUGUUGAGUAAGGGAAGAGGAGGAGAGUCUGAGUGAUGGUGAUGUGGAAGCGACCAUAGCACACAAUGACUUAUUUACUAAUUAUUUCAAGUUCUUCCUUGUCCUUGUUUUGUUGUAAUUUCAUAAUGACAUUAUCUGAUAUGGACCCCUUCUUCUAAAAGUGUAACACACAUUUACCCAGUUAUUUUCACACAAGCUCUUCUGAACAACAUCUGAAAUGCAUUAUUUUUUACUUCAGUUCUUACUGUCUGUUCUUUCUGUGUGUUGUGUGAUUCUCCUCCUCUUCUUUUUCCUAUAGAAUGCACUUUCUACUAAAUUUCUUGACUACGGUAGUUAAAAAAAUAACAUUGUAUAUUCUUCAAAGAUGUUUUUAAAAAAUCAAUAUACAUUUUUCCCUUGUAUUUUUAACCACUUAAUGUAGCAUUGCGUAUUUUAUUAUUGUAUCUGGUACAAAAUGUGCAGCUUUACAAUGUCCCGGUUUGUCUUUUUGUAUGUUUCCGGAGGUUGAGAAUAUGUGGAAAUGUUGGGCCUUUUUUGAUAAUGUUCAUGUAACUGACUGCUAACUUUGAAAAGUAAAACAAGUAGCCACAAUUAGCACUCAUUUAUGUAUUUUUUGUAUCUUCAAAUAUGCUCCAGUAGGUUUGCCGUUAACAUUAACAUGAAAAUAGGGCUACGGUAGAAGAUAUACAAAAUGUUGGCUGAAGGUAGGCAAGCAAAUUGGGAGUUUUGCAUGUUUACAAAAUGUCUUUCAAACAUGCAUAUAUUGCAUAUGCAUUUGCAAAGUUUUUUGCUCUUAACAAAGUUCUUCUGCUCUCAGCUAUUCCAUAGUGUUAAGCCACCUUAUGUUCUGUGUUGCAUUGUGAGGCCGCCGUGGUCCUUUUUGGCCACCCUCCCUGCCCUUCAUUUGUUACUUUUCAACCAACAAUAACUAAUUUUGGCUGUAACACGUAGUCCAUAGCACAGAACUGGCCUAAACCUUUAGAGCAACACUGUAUACUGUCUGUCUUGGCAAAAAUAUGCUGCCAGACCAAACUUCAUAAUAAUUCAUUCAUUUGUUGUUCCUCUGUUGACAACAAAGGACAUCCAUUGCUUGCACUCAUGAAAUACAUAAUGAAAUUCAAAAAUGUUCAUAAAGCCGUCCAUACACUUUAAAAUAUUCAAAUGUCUCUCAAAAAGCAGACGUUUAAUCAGUAGCCCUUCAGUAUAUGCAAAGUUGGAGAAUGUAAUUUAUUCUUCUCGUCUCGAUGUUACAUUUUAUAUUUCAGCACACUCGCUGUGGAUGGAUCCUGGACCAUUUCACACCAUAACUCUGUAGUGGCUGUUAUCUUUGCAGGGGUUUGGAGAGAGCCGAGGCGUCGAUUUAUGGAUGAGUAAAUGUGUGACUCACAUCGUGGGCGGUCAGGUACAGGCGGGCUCUCUUCGUCGGCGGAGGAGUAAAGAGAUGGUAGUUCACUGCAACCAUUCCCGUUUGGCUUCCAAAAUCGUGAGCAUCGCUGAAAGUCAUUAAACCUACCUGGCGAGGGGCCGAGGGAGGAGUCGCAGAUGUCUGACCACGCCGAUAAGGAGAGGUACUCGUGCUGUAGGGCACAGAGUUCCACUGAUUGGAAAGUCCAUUAAUGACCAUCGUAUAGCGCGCUCUCUGCGUUGGCGUUGAUUAAUGUUGCAUAUUGCACGACUUGUUAUAGCGAUUACGUGGCGCAUGUUCCAUAUGUGAUUUUCUACGUUUCAACGCGCAGUUGGAUUUCCAAUUGAUGUAGACAAAUUGCUUUCAGGAGCCAAUAAUCAUUAUCUUUGUUAUGCAUAUGUAUAUAUUCAUCAACAAUAAUGCGUUGAUGAAGUUGUAGGGAAAGGUUAUGAAAAUGCACAUUAACUUAAAGGAUAUGUUUGGAGCAAUUUACGCAAUAUGACACACAGCGGUCUUUCAAAAAAAGAAUUUUAAAGCAUUGUCAAACGUAUAGGCUAUGUAGGUUGAAAUGAGGCACUAUCCUCGCCUCAAGAAUACAGCGUGUGUCACCUUGACAAACUGGUUGGGAACCCUAAGAAGAACCCAAGAAUCUUAAGUCCUAGAUCAAUUGUCAAUGAUCUAGUCAACGGUCAUGCACACUCGCUUGGCGUUUUAUUCGCGGGGAAAUUCAUAAGUGACCCAGCACCCAUGAGAUGCUUCCAGAUGAAUUGCUUUUGUUUCAUCUGUAGUUGGGGAGGGUUCAAAUGAUUCCUUCAAGUGCCGUCUACGUCACACGCGUGCCUGUGUUUUUUGACUUCACAUAAAGGCACACCAGCAGAGCGCCGUUCGCAGAUCAAGAAAGAGAACGGGCU
Molecule: messenger RNA, 7336 nt
Organism: Gadus chalcogrammus (walleye pollock)
Lineage: Eukaryota; Metazoa; Chordata; Actinopteri; Gadiformes; Gadidae
Gene: znf652
Product: zinc finger protein 652
Exons: 6
Coding region: 584-2737 (717 amino acids)
Biological process (GO): regulation of transcription by RNA polymerase II
Cellular component (GO): nucleus
Molecular function (GO): RNA polymerase II cis-regulatory region sequence-specific DNA binding; DNA-binding transcription activator activity, RNA polymerase II-specific
Source: RefSeq, a predicted model, not a curated record